Camellia sinensis is the source of this 792-nucleotide messenger RNA. The record is from RefSeq and is a predicted model, not a curated record. Lineage: Eukaryota; Viridiplantae; Streptophyta; Magnoliopsida; Ericales; Theaceae.
AUGGGUGUUGAAAAAGCAAGGGGUCUUGUUUUUGGUGACUAUUCAUCAUCAUUUGACGAUCUUUGUUGGUAUGUUGAUGCCGCUAAUGCUUGCAAUCCGGGGAGUGUUUUCGAUAUGAAAUUUGAUAUUGAUAGUUUAUAUCCGUUAUGUUUUUCUAUUGUUGAUAGUGAAAGUUAUGACAGUUGGCAUUGGUUCUUGUCAAAGUUAUUAGGUAUUUUGACUCCGGAGAAGGAUAUUGCGUUUGUUACUGAUCGACAUAGAGGUUUGCUGAAAGCUUUAGCUGAGGUCUUUCCGUUUUCUUCUCAUUCUUUUUGUCUAAUGCAUUUGAAGGCAAACUUGAAGACUUAUUUGUCAGUGAAGAGUCGUGAAUCUAAAGAGUAUUUGCUUACUCUUUUUAGUAGAUGUGCAUAUGCUCCUACUAUUGAGUUGUUUAAUGAGCUAUUUGAAGAAUUUAAGGGUCGUUGUGGUCGUAGUGUUGAGAAGUUUCUUGAGGAUUUGCCUAAUGAGUGUUGGUGUAACGCUUAUUUUCAAGGCAAGAGGUAUGGUGAAAUGUGCACAAAUGCUGCAGAAUCUUUUAAUUCAUGGAUUAGGGAUGAACGCCAUUUGUUUUCAACUAGUCUUGUUGAUGCUAUACGGGUGAAACUAAUAGAGCAAUUUUCAAGAAGGAGAGAAGCUGGGAAUAAGUGGAAUCAUAUUGUUUGUCCUUUUGCAGAGAAAAAGUUAGAAGAAGCUUUUAAUGAUACAAAAACAUGGAUAGUUAAGAAAUGUAGCGAUGACAUUUAUGAAAUCUAA